Molecule: messenger RNA, 459 nt
Organism: Gaeumannomyces tritici R3-111a-1
Lineage: Eukaryota; Fungi; Ascomycota; Sordariomycetes; Magnaporthales; Magnaporthaceae
Exons: 2
Coding region: 1-384 (127 amino acids)
Molecular function (GO): protein binding
Source: RefSeq, a predicted model, not a curated record
AUGAUGGAGAUCGAGGCCAACAUGAACGUCCCCCAACACCGGCAGCGGCUCGUGCACGAGGCCAGGGUGAUGCAGUUUGACGAGCCGCUACGGACCUACAACGUGCGAGAGGGCAGCACCGUCUUUUUGCUGCUCAGCUCGGCUUGGGUUCCCCCCAGGCUCGCCGCCCUGACGCAGGGGCAUAGACAUCGUGUGGCAAAGCGAGCCGACAUCGGAAGGGGUAGAAUGGAAAGCGUAUUAGAGGUGGCCUUUGCUGGUGACGGGUUCCGGGGGCGCGGUGGUCCUCGGUCGAGUAUCUGCUCCCUCGGCCGGCCCCCCCCCCUUGCCAAGGCCAAACGUCACCAGCUUGAGAUGAAGUCCCCCAGCCACCCGCAGCGUUUUUAAGUGUCUGUACGCCCCGUAUGUACGCAGGUAGCUGGAAACUAGACAAAAUCCAUGGGAUUUCGGAUGAUGUAGUCG